AACGAGUGCGAGAGUGACCCGUGUCUCAACAACGGAACCUGCAUAGACCUCUUCAACAACUACACGUGCGCAUGCGCAGAAGGAUGGAUCGGGGACAACUGCCAACUACUUAACGGCACCACCCCCUGUGAGUCCAAUCCCUGUCUGAAUGGAGGCAACUGUACAGAGAUAGAUGAGGACUACACGUGCGUGUGCCCGCCGACUUACACAGGAGUCAACUGUGAAGAAAUCAUGGGACCUUCAGCGGUGUGUAUCAGCUGGGGAGAUCCACACUACAUCACAUUCGACGGCACAAAGGUCAACUUCCAGGGCGCGUGCACGUACAAUCUCGUGCAGGCACAAGAACGAGAUUCCGCGAGACCUGCCUUCCGGAUCCUGGCCACCAACGAACGGAGGGGGUCCGACCGCGUGUCCUACACGGCUGGGGCAAGGAUUGAGAUCUACCAGCAUGUUAUAACUUUGGGACAAGGCCGAGUGGUGAUGCUUGAUGGAGUCCAGGUCACCCUCCCUCUCCAACUAGCGGAGGGAGUCAGUGUGCGCCUCGGCGGCAGGAACGUUAUCCUCCGAACGACUUUCGGACUACGAGUGGCGUACAACGGGAAUCACCGCCUGGAAGUCAGCGUGCCACCAGCUUACACUAAUAACAUCCGAGGCCUGUGCGGAAACUUCAAUAACGAUCCACAGGAUGAUCUGGAAAAGCCGGAUGGUACCACGGCCUCCAGCCACACUGAGUUUGGAAACAGCUGGGAGGUUGAUGUAGACAACAGCUGUCCCGGUGCCGUGGAGCCAGUGAAUCCCGGACCAAACUGUGAGCCAGGGCUACAAGCUGUAGUGGAGAGCGAAAACUGGUGCGGCGAGAUCAGAGAGACCUUCCAAUCCUGCAACGACGUGGUUGACCCGACUCCGUACUUUGACGCCUGUGUCUACGACGUCUGCGAGUACCAGGGAAGUUUAGAAGUCCUCUGUCAGAGCCUAGAGGCUUACGCGGCAGCCUGUCUUGCUAAUGGCGUGGAACUGGAUGACUGGAGAACUUUGACGUUAUGUCCGACAUCAUGCCCGGUACACCAACACUACACAGCCUGUGGUAGCUCGUGUCCUGCGGUGUGCACUGACUUAACCGCUGCAGACAGCUGUAACGAACCGUGUGUCGAGGGAUGUCAGUGCAACCAGGGCUUUGUUCUGAGCGGACAGGACUGCAUCCCAGAGGACCAGUGCGGUUGUCUCUCGGACGGUAUCUACCACGCGCUGAAUGAAGAAUGGGGUCUGGACAAUGGCCAGCAGUGCACCUGUCACAACCAAAAUAACAUCACCUGCAGGCAGGUGGAAUGCAACGACGGCUUCGCAUGGGGUUUGGAAGAUGGUAAAUGGGAUUGCCACUGCCAGUUGGACAACAACUGUGAAGGAACCCGCCCAGAAGCAGAAGGCAUCUGCGUCAGCUGGGGUGAUCCUCACUACCUAACCUUUGACGGAAGGAACUUGAACUACCAGGGUGCAUGUACCUACAUUCUUGCCAAGGCUGAGCAACAGACGGACGCCCUUCCAGCCUUUGAGAUUCAGGCUACCAACGACAGAAGAGGGUCAAACCGCGUGUCAUACACAGACAGCGCACGUAUUGACAUCAAUGGACAUACUGUGAUCUUGGGACAGGGGCGCAUUGUGACGCUGAACGGCCUGCAGGUCACUCCUCCGGUCAACCUGGCGCAAGGCAUCAACAUACAAUUUAGUGGACCCAAUGUCGUGCUCAGUACUACCUUUGGACUCAGGGUGUCCUUCGACGGAAACCAUCGUCUAGAAGUAGUGGUACCGCCAGCCUACUUCAACACUACACAGGGUAUUUGUGGCAACUUCAACGAUGAUAGUACCGAUGACCUAAUGAUGCCAGACGGCAAUAUGGCUGCCGAUGCUGUCCAAUUGGGCAACAGCUGGAAGACCAACACAAGCUGCCCUGACCAAGUGGGUCCUGUGAGCCCUAACUGUGAUCCUGGACUACAAGCCAUCAUCCAGAACGACGAACGGUGUGGCAAGAUCAUGGAAGACUUCCAGGCUUGUCACAGCGUUGUUAAUCCAUUAGCCUACUAUGAAGCCUGCGUCUUCGACGUCUGCGAGUACCAAGGCAGUCUGGAAAUGCUCUGUCAGAACUUGGAGGCUUAUGUCCAAGCAUGCGCCACACAAGGAAUUGACUUGGGAGAUUGGAGAACACCAACAGUAUGCCCGCUGACAUGUCCAGUAAACAGUCACUACACCACCUGUGCAAGUGCCUGCCCGGCUACCUGCACCGACGUAGCGGCACCAAACCAGUGUAACCAUCCUUGUAAGGAGGCGUGUGAAUGUGACCACGGCUUUGUCCUUAGCGGUGAAGUCUGCGUUCCACAGGAGCAGUGUGGUUGUCUGAUAGAUGGAAUCUAUUACGCGCUGAAUGAAGAGUGGGGUCUAGAAAAUGGCCAGCGAUGCACCUGCCGUGGAGAGAACAAUAGCACAUGCAGGGACGUGGAAUGUAACAGCGGCUUUACAUGGAGUUUAGUAGAUGGACAAUGGGGCUGUCACUGCCAACAGGACAACGUCUGUGGAGGUACAAAUCCAGAGUUGGAAGGCGUAUGCGUAAGCUGGGGAGACCCUCACUACAUCACCUUUGACGGAAGGAACCUGAAUUACCAGGGAGCAUGCACCUACAUUCUCAGCAAGGCCGAUCAACAAAACGACCAACUUCCAGCCUUUGAGAUUCAGGGAACCAACGACAGGAAAGGUUCAAACCGUGUAUCCUGUACAGACAGCGCAAGCAUAACCGUCUAUCAACAUACUGUGACCAUAGGACAAGGGCGCGUUGUGACGUUGAACGGUCAACAAGUCACCACUCCGAUCAACCUGGCGGAAGGCAUUAACGUACGAUUAAGUGGACCCAAUGUCGUGCUCAGCACUACCUUCGGACUCAGGGUGUCCUUCGACGGAAAUACCCGAUUAGAAAUAGUCGUGCCACAAGGAUACUCAAACAUUACACAGGGUAUUUGUGGCAACUUCAACGGCGACGACAGUGAUGAUAUGAUCAUGUCAAACGGAAGUAUGGCUAGCAAUGCCAUCGACUGGGGCAAUAGCUGGAAGACCAACACAAGCUGCCCUGAUGAAAUUGGUACCGUGGAUCCUGUAGCUAGCUGUACUGAGGGGUUAAAAACCAUUAUCGAGAGCGACGAACGCUGUGGAAAGAUCAUGGAAGACUUCCAGGCUUGUCACGAUGCCGUUGCCCCUGAACCCUACUUUAUUGCCUGUGUCUACGAUGUCUGCGAGUACCAAGGCAGUUUGGAAUUCCUCUGCCAAAACCUGGAGGCCUACGUGCAAGCAUGCUCUGACAACGGGAUAGACUUGGGCGAAUGGAGAACACCAACUAUAUGUCCGCUGACAUGUCCAAUAAACAGUCACUACACAACCUGUGCAAGUGCCUGUCCGGCUACCUGCACCGACGUGGCGGCACCAAACCAGUGCAACCAUCCUUGUAAGGAGGCCUGUGAAUGUGACCUCGGCUUUGUCCUUAGCGGUGAAGUCUGCGUUCCACAGGAGCAGUGUGGUUGUCUGAAGGACGGCAUCUACUACCCGUUGGGAGCCGAAUGGAGCGAGGCCAACGGUCAGACUUGUAGCUGUCGUGGACAGAAUGAUAUCAGCUGUCAACAAGUGGUCUGCGAAGAUGGCUUCUUCUGGAACCUGGAAGACGGCACCUGGGACUGUCGCUGCUUACCUGACAGAGAUUGUGAUGGUGAACGUGGCCCAGUCGAAGCCAUUUGCGUCAGCUGGGGAGAUCCUCACUACAUCACCUUUGAUGGAAAGAACAUGAAUUUCAUGGGCGCAUGCACCUACAUUCUCAGCAAGGCCAGUCGACAGAAUGACCAACUUCCAGCCUUUGAGAUUCAGGCUACCAACGACAGAAGAGGCUCCGACCGUGUAUCUUACACAGAUAGCGCACUCAUCAACAUCUAUCAGCAUACUGUGAUCUUGGGACAAGGGCGCAUUGUGACGCUGAACGGCCUGCAGGUCACUCCUCCAGUCAACUUGGCACAAGGCAUCAACAUACAAAUGAGUGGACCCAACGUCGUGCUCAGCACUACCUUUGGACUCAGGGUGUCCUUCGACGGAAACCAUCGUCUAGAAGUCGUGGUACCACCAACCUACUUUAACACUACACAAGGUAUUUGUGGCAACUUCAAUGGAGACCAAAGCGAUGACACGCUCAAGUCGGACGGAAGCGUGGCUAUCGAUGCCAACGACUGGGGCAAUAGCUGGAAGACCAACACAAGCUGUCCUGACGAGGAUCAAAUCGUCACGCCUGACUGUGAGCCAGGGCUACAAACCAUCAUCGAGAGCAACGAACGGUGCGGCAAGAUCAUGGAAGACUUCCAGGCUUGUCACAGCUGGGUUGAUCCACAAGCCUACUAUGAAGCCUGCGUCUUCGACGUCUGCGAGUACCAAGGCAGUCUGGAAAUGCUCUGUCAGACCUUGGAGGCCUACGUGCAAGCAUGUGCCGAACAGGGACUAGACUUGGGCGAUUGGAGAACACCAACAAUAUGUCCGCUGACAUGUCCAGUAAACAGCCACUACACCACCUGCGCGAGUGCCUGUCCCGCUACCUGCACCGACGUGGCGGCACCAAACCAGUGCAACCAUCCUUGUAAGGAGGCGUGUGAAUGUGACCUUGGCUUUGUCCUUAGCGGUGAAGUCUGCGUUCCACAGGAGCAGUGUGGUUGUCUGAAGGACGGCAUCUACUACCCGUUGGGCGCCGAAUGGAGCGAGGCCAACGGUCAGACUUGUAGCUGUCGGGGACAGAAUGAUAUCAGCUGUCAACAAGUGGUCUGCGAAGAUGGCUUCUUCUGGAACUUGGAAGACGGCACCUGGGACUGUCGCUGCUUACCUGACAGAGAUUGUGAUGGUGAACGUGGCCCAGUCGAAGCCAUUUGCGUCAGCUGGGGCGAUCCUCACUACAUCACCUUUGACGGAAUGAACAUGAAUUUCAUGGGCGCAUGCACCUACAUUCUCAGCAAGGCCAGCCGACAGAACGACCAACUUCCAGCCUUUGAGAUUCAGGCUACCAACGACAGAAGAGGCUCCGACCGUGUAUCUUACACAGAUAGCGCACUCAUCAACAUCUAUCAGCAUACUGUGAUCUUGGGACAAGGGCGCAUUGUGACGCUGAACGGCCUGCAGGUCACUCCUCCGGUCAACUUGGCACAAGGCAUCAACAUACAAAUGAGUGGACCCAACGUCGUGCUCAGCACUACCUUUGGACUCAGGGUGUCCUUCGACGGAAACCAUCGUCUAGAAGUCGUGGUACCACCAACCUACUUCAACACUACACAGGGCAUUUGUGGCAACUUCAACGGCGACAAAGCCGAUGACAUGCUCAAGUCGGACGGAAUCAUGGCUAUCGAUGCCAACGAGUGGGGCAAUAGCUGGAAGACCAACACAAGCUGUCCUGACGAGGUUCAAAUCGUCACGCCUGACUGUGAGCCAGGGCUACAAACCAUCAUCGAAAGCAACGAACGGUGCGGCAAGAUCAUGGAAGACUUCCAGGCUUGUCACAGCUGGGUUGAUCCACAAGCCUACUAUGAAGCCUGCGUCUUCGACGUCUGCGAGUACCAAGGCAGUCUGGAAAUGCUCUGUCAGACCUUGGAGGCCUACGUGCAAGCAUGUGCCGAACAGGGACUAGACUUGGGCGAUUGGAGAACACCAACAAUAUGUCCGCUGACAUGUCCAGUAAACAGCCACUACACCACCUGCGCGAGUGCCUGUCCCGCUACCUGCACCGACGUGGCGGCACCAAACCAGUGCAACCAUCCUUGUAAGGAGGCGUGUGAAUGUGACCUCGGCUUUGUCCUUAGCGGUGAAGUCUGCGUUCCACAGGAGCAGUGUGGUUGUCUGAAGGACGGCAUCUACUACCCGUUGGGCGCCGAAUGGAGCGAGGCCAACGGUCAGACUUGUAGCUGUCGGGGACAGAAUGAUAUCAGCUGUCAACAAGUGGUCUGCGAAGAUGGCUUCUUCUGGAACUUGGAAGACGGCACCUGGGACUGUCGCUGCUUACCUGACAGAGAUUGUGAUGGUGAACGUGGCCCAGUCGAAGCCAUUUGCGUCAGCUGGGGCGAUCCUCACUACAUCACCUUUGACGGAAAGAACAUGAAUUUCAUGGGCGCAUGCACCUACAUUCUCAGCAAGGCCAGCCGACAGAACGACCAACUUCCAGCCUUUGAGAUUCAGGCUACCAACGACAGAAGAGGCUCCGACCGUGUAUCUUACACAGAUAGCGCACUCAUCAACAUCUAUCAGCAUACUGUGAUCUUGGGACAAGGGCGCAUUGUGACGCUGAACGGCCUGCAGGUCACUCCUCCGGUCAACUUGGCACAAGGCAUCAACAUACAAUUGAGUGGACCCAACGUCGUGCUCAGCACUACCUUUGGACUCAGGGUGUCCUUCGACGGAAACCAUCGUCUAGAAGUCGUGGUACCACCAACCUACUUCAACACUACACAGGGCAUUUGUGGCAACUUCAACGGCGACAAAGCCGAUGACAUGCUCAAGUCGGACGGAAUCAUGGCUAUCGAUGCCAACGAGUGGGGCAAUAGUUGGAAGACCAACACAAGCUGUCCUGACGAGGUUCAAAUCGUCACGCCUGACUGUGAGCCAGGGCUACAAACCAUCAUCGAGAGCAACGAACGGUGCGGCAAGAUCAUGGAAGACUUCCAGGCUUGUCACAGCUGGGUUGAUCCACAAGCCUACUAUGAAGCCUGCGUCUUCGACGUCUGCGAGUACCAAGGCAGUCUGGAAAUGCUCUGUCAGACCUUGGAGGCCUACGUGCAAGCAUGUGCCGAACAGGGACUAGACUUGGGCGAUUGGAGAACACCAACAAUAUGUCCGCUGACAUGUCCAGUAAACAGCCACUACACCACCUGCGCGAGUGCCUGUCCCGCUACCUGCACCGACGUGGCGGCACCAAACCAGUGCAACCAUCCUUGUAAGGAGGCGUGUGAAUGUGACCUCGGCUUUGUCCUUAGCGGUGAAGUCUGCGUUCCACAGGAGCAGUGUGGUUGUCUGAAGGACGGCAUCUACUACCCGUUGAGCGCCGAAUGGAGCGAGGCCAACGGUCAGACUUGUAGCUGUCGGGGACAGAAUGAUAUCAGCUGUCAACAAGUGGUCUGCGAAGAUGGCUUCUUCUGGAACUUGGAAGACGGCACCUGGGACUGUCGCUGCUUACCUGACAGAGAUUGUGAUGGUGAACGUGGCCCAGUCGAAGCCAUUUGCGUCAGCUGGGGCGAUCCUCACUACAUCACCUUUGACGGAAAGAACAUGAAUUUCAUGGGCGCAUGCACCUACAUUCUCAGCAAGGCCAGCCGACAGAACGACCAACUUCCAGCCUUUGAGAUUCAGGCUACCAACGACAGAAGAGGCUCCGACCGUGUAUCUUACACAGAUAGCGCACUCAUCAACAUCUAUCAGCAUACUGUGAUCUUGGGACAAGGGCGCAUUGUGACGCUGAACGGCCUGCAGGUCACUCCUCCGGUCAACUUGGCACAAGGCAUCAACAUACAAUUGAGUGGACCCAACGUCGUGCUCAGCACUACCUUUGGACUCAGGGUGUCCUUCGACGGAAACCAUCGUCUAGAAGUCGUGGUACCACCAACCUACUUCAACACUACACAGGGCAUUUGUGGCAACUUCAACGGCGACAAAGCCGAUGACAUGCUCAAGUCGGACGGAAUCAUGGCUAUCGAUGCCAACGAGUGGGGCAAUAGCUGGAAGACCAACACAAGCUGUCCUAACGAGGUUCAAAUCGUCACGCCUGACUGUGAGCCAGGGCUACAAACCAUCAUCGAGAGCAACGAACGGUGCGGCAAGAUCAUGGAAGACUUCCAGGCUUGUCACAGCUGGGUUGAUCCACAAGCCUACUAUGAAGCCUGCGUCUUCGACGUCUGCGAGUACCAAGGCAGUCUGGAAAUGCUCUGUCAGACCUUGGAGGCCUACGUGCAAGCAUGUGCCGAACAGGGACUAGACUUGGGCGAUUGGAGAACACCAACAAUAUGUCCGCUGACAUGUCCAGUAAACAGCCACUACACCACCUGCGCGAGUGCCUGUCCCGCUACCUGCACCGACGUGGCGGCACCAAACCAGUGCAACCAUCCUUGUAAGGAGGCGUGUGAAUGUGACCUCGGCUUUGUCCUUAGCGGUGAAGUCUGCGUUCCACAGGAGCAGUGUGGUUGUCUGAAGGACGGCAUCUACUACCCGUUGGGCGCCGAAUGGAGCGAGGCCAACGGUCAGACUUGUAGCUGUCGGGGACAGAAUGAUAUCAGCUGUCAACAAGUGGUCUGCGAAGAUGGCUUCUUCUGGAACUUGGAAGACGGCACCUGGGACUGUCGCUGCUUACCUGACAGAGAUUGUGAUGGUGAACGUGGCCCAGUCGAAGCCAUUUGCGUCAGCUGGGGCGAUCCUCACUACAUCACCUUUGACGGAAAGAACAUGAAUUUCAUGGGCGCAUGCACCUACAUUCUCAGCAAGGCCAGCCGACAGAACGACCAACUUCCAGCCUUUGAGAUUCAGGCUACCAACGACAGAAGAGGCUCCGACCGUGUAUCUUACACAGAUAGCGCACUCAUCAACAUCUAUCAGCAUACUGUGAUCUUGGGACAAGGGCGCAUUGUGACGCUGAACGGCCUGCAGGUCACUCCUCCGGUCAACUUGGCACAAGGCAUCAACAUACAAUUGAGUGGACCCAACGUCGUGCUUAGCACUACCUUUGGACUCAGGGUGUCCUUCGACGGAAACCAUCGUCUAGAAGUCGUGGUACCACCAACCUACUUCAACACUACACAGGGCAUUUGUGGCAACUUCAACGGCGACAAAGCCGAUGACAUGCUCAAGUCGGACGGAAUCAUGGCUAUCGAUGCCAACGAGUGGGGCAAUAGCUGGAAGACCAACACAAGCUGUCCUGACGAGGUUCAAAUCGUCACGCCUGACUGUGAGCCAGGGCUACAAACCAUCAUCGAGAGCAACGAACGGUGCGGCAAGAUCAUGGAAGACUUCCAGGCUUGUCACAGCUGGGUUGAUCCACAAGCCUACUAUGAAGCCUGCGUCUUCGACGUCUGCGAGUACCAAGGCAGUCUGGAAAUGCUCUGUCAGACCUUGGAGGCCUACGUGCAAGCAUGUGCCGAACAGGGACUAGACUUGGGCGAUUGGAGAACACCAACAAUAUGUCCGCUGACAUGUCCAGUAAACAGCCACUACACCACCUGCGCGAGUGCCUGUCCCGCUACCUGCACCGACGUGGCGGCACCAAACCAGUGCAACCAUCCUUGUAAGGAGGCGUGUGAAUGUGACCUCGGCUUUGUCCUUAGCGGUGAAGUCUGCGUUCCACAGGAGCAGUGUGGUUGUCUGAAGGACGGCAUCUACUACCCGUUGGGCGCCGAAUGGAGCGAGGCCAACGGUCAGACUUGUAGCUGUCGGGGACAGAAUGAUAUCAGCUGUCAACAAGUGGUCUGCGAAGAUGGCUUCUUCUGGAACUUGGAAGACGGCACCUGGGACUGUCGCUGCUUACCUGACAGAGAUUGUGAUGGUGAACGUGGCCCAGUCGAAGCCAUUUGCGUCAGCUGGGGCGAUCCUCACUACAUCACCUUUGACGGAAAGAACAUGAAUUUCAUGGGCGCAUGCACCUACAUUCUCAGCAAGGCCAGCCGACAGAACGACCAACUUCCAGCCUUUGAGAUUCAGGCUACCAACGACAGAAGAGGCUCCGACCGUGUAUCUUACACAGAUAGCGCACUCAUCAACAUCUAUCAGCAUACUGUGAUCUUGGGACAAGGGCGCAUUGUGACGCUGAACGGCCUGCAGGUCACUCCUCCGGUCAACUUGGCACAAGGCAUCAACAUACAAUUGAGUGGACCCAACGUCGUGCUCAGCACUACCUUUGGACUCAGGGUGUCCUUCGACGGAAACCAUCGUCUAGAAGUCGUGGUACCACCAACCUACUUCAACACUACACAGGGCAUUUGUGGCAACUUCAACGGCGACAAAGCCGAUGACAUGCUCAAGUCGGACGGAAUCAUGGCUAUCGAUGCCAACGAGUGGGGCAAUAGUUGGAAGACCAACACAAGCUGUCCUGACGAGGUUCAAAUCGUCACGCCUGACUGUGAGCCAGGGCUACAAACCAUCAUCGAGAGCAACGAACGGUGCGGCAAGAUCAUGGAAGACUUCCAGGCUUGUCACAGCUGGGUUGAUCCACAAGCCUACUAUGAAGCCUGUGUCUUCGACGUCUGCGAGUACCAAGGCAGUCUGGAAAUGCUCUGUCAGACCUUGGAGGCCUACGUGCAAGCAUGUGCCGAACAGGGACUAGACUUGGGCGAUUGGAGAACACCAACAAUAUGUCCGCUGACAUGUCCAGUAAACAGCCACUACACCACCUGCGCGAGUGCCUGUCCCGCUACCUGCACCGACGUGGCGGCACCAAACCAGUGCAACCAUCCUUGUAAGGAGGCGUGUGAAUGUGACCUCGGCUUUGUCCUUAGCGGUGAAGUCUGCGUUCCACAGGAGCAGUGUGGUUGUCUGAAGGACGGCAUCUACUACCCGUUGGGCGCCGAAUGGAGCGAGGCCAACGGUCAGACUUGUAGCUGUCGGGGACAGAAUGAUAUCAGCUGUCAACAAGUGGUCUGCGAAGAUGGCUUCUUCUGGAACUUGGAAGACGGCACCUGGGACUGUCGCUGCUUACCUGACAGAGAUUGUGAUGGUGAACGUGGCCCAGUCGAAGCCAUUUGCGUCAGCUGGGGCGAUCCUCACUACAUCACCUUUGACGGAAAGAACAUGAAUUUCAUGGGCGCAUGCACCUACAUUCUCAGCAAGGCCAGCCGACAGAACGACCAACUUCCAGCCUUUGAGAUUCAGGCUACCAACGACAGAAGAGGCUCCGACCGUGUAUCUUACACAGAUAGCGCACUCAUCAACAUCUAUCAGCAUACUGUGAUCUUGGGACAAGGGCGCAUUGUGACGCUGAACGGCCUGCAGGUCACUCCUCCGGUCAACUUGGCACAAGGCAUCAACAUACAAUUGAGUGGACCCAACGUCGUGCUUAGCACUACCUUUGGACUCAGGGUGUCCUUCGACGGAAACCAUCGUCUAGAAGUCGUGGUACCACCAACCUACUUCAACACUACACAGGGCAUUUGUGGCAACUUCAACGGCGACAAAGCCGAUGACAUGCUCAAGUCGGACGGAAUCAUGGCUAUCGAUGCCAACGAGUGGGGCAAUAGCUGGAAGACCAACACAAGCUGUCCUGACGAGGUUCAAAUCGUCACGCCUGACUGUGAGCCAGGGCUACAAACCAUCAUCGAGAGCAACGAACGGUGCGGCAAGAUCAUGGAAGACUUCCAGGCUUGUCACAGCUGGGUUGAUCCACAAGCCUACUAUGAAGCCUGCGUCUUCGACGUCUGCGAGUACCAAGGCAGUCUGGAAAUGCUCUGUCAGACCUUGGAGGCCUACGUGCAAGCAUGUGCCGAACAGGGACUAGACUUGGGCGAUUGGAGAACACCAACAAUAUGUCCGCUGACAUGUCCAGUAAACAGCCACUGCACCACCUGCGCGAGUGCCUGUCCCGCUACCUGCACCGACGUGGCGGCACCAAACCAGUGCAACCAUCCUUGUAAGGAGGCGUGUGAAUGUGACCUCGGCUUUGUCCUUAGCGGUGAAGUCUGCGUUCCACAGGGGCAGUGUGGUUGUCUGAAGGACGGCAUCUACUACCCGUUGGGCGCCGAAUGGAGCGAGGCCAACGGUCAGACUUGUAGCUGUCGGGGACAGAAUGAUAUCAGCUGUCAACAAGUAGUCUGCGAAGAUGGCUUCUUCUGGAACUUGGAAGACGGCACCUGGGACUGUCGCUGCUUACCUGACAGAGAUUGUGAUGGUGAACGUGGCCCAGUCGAAGCCAUUUGCGUCAGCUGGGGCGAUCCUCACUACAUCACCUUUGACGGAAAGAACAUGAAUUUCAUGGGCGCAUGCACCUACAUUCUCAGCAAGGCCAGCCGACAGAACGACCAACUUCCAGCCUUUGAGAUUCAGGCUACCAACGACAGAAGAGGCUCCGACCGUGUAUCUUACACAGAUAGCGCACUCAUCAACAUCUAUCAGCAUACUGUGAUCUUGGGACAAGGGCGCAUUGUGACGCUGAACGGCCUGCAGGUCACUCCUCCGGUCAACUUGGCACAAGGCAUCAACAUACAAUUGAGUGGACCCAACGUCGUGCUCAGCACUACCUUUGGACUCAGGGUGUCCUUCGACGGAAACCAUCGUCUAGAAGUCGUGGUACCACCAACCUACUUCAACACUACACAGGGCAUUUGUGGCAACUUCAACGGCGACAAAGCCGAUGACAUGCUCAAGUCGGACGGAAUCAUGGCUAUCGAUGCCAACGAGUGGGGCAAUAGCUGGAAGACCAACACAAGCUGUCCUGACGAGGUUCAAAUCGUCACGCCUGACUGUGAGCCAGGGCUACAAACCAUCAUCGAGAGCAACGAACGGUGCGGCAAGAUCAUGGAAGACUUCCAGGCUUGUCACAGCUGGGUUGAUCCACAAGCCUACUAUGAAGCCUGUGUCUUCGACGUCUGCGAGUACCAAGGCAGUCUGGAAAUGCUCUGUCAGACCUUGGAGGCCUACGUGCAAGCAUGUGCCGAACAGGGACUAGACUUGGGCGAUUGGAGAACACCAACAAUAUGUCCGCUGACAUGUCCAGUAAACAGCCACUACACCACCUGCGCGAGUGCCUGUCCCGCUACCUGCACCGACGUGGCGGCACCAAACCAGUGCAACCAUCCUUGUAAGGAGGCGUGUGAAUGUGACCUCGGCUUUGUCCUUAGCGGUGAAGUCUGCGUUCCACAGGAGCAGUGUGGUUGUCUGAAGGACGGCAUCUACUACCCGUUGAGCGCCGAAUGGAGCGAGGCCAACGGUCAGACUUGUAGCUGUCGGGGACAGAAUGAUAUCAGCUGUCAACAAGUGGUCUGCGAAGAUGGCUUCUUCUGGAACUUGGAAGACGGCACCUGGGACUGUCGCUGCUUACCUGACAGAGAUUGUGAUGGUGAACGUGGCCCAGUCGAAGCCAUUUGCGUCAGCUGGGGCGAUCCUCACUACAUCACCUUUGACGGAAAGAACAUGAAUUUCAUGGGCGCAUGCACCUACAUUCUCAGCAAGGCCAGCCGACAGAACGACCAACUUCCAGCCUUUGAGAUUCAGGCUACCAACGACAGAAGAGGCUCCGACCGUGUAUCUUACACAGAUAGCGCACUCAUCAACAUCUAUCAGCAUACUGUGAUCUUGGGACAAGGGCGCAUUGUGACGCUGAACGGCCUGCAGGUCACUCCUCCGGUCAACUUGGCACAAGGCAUCAACAUACAAUUGAGUGGACCCAACGUCGUGCUCAGCACUACCUUUGGACUCAGGGUGUCCUUCGACGGAAACCAUCGUCUAGAAGUCGUGGUACCACCAACCUACUUCAACACUACACAGGGCAUUUGUGGCAACUUCAACGGCGACAAAGCCGAUGACAUGCUCAAGUCGGACGGAAUCAUGGCUAUCGAUGCCAACGAGUGGGGCAAUAGCUGGAAGACCAACACAAGCUGUCCUGACGAGGUUCAAAUCGUCACGCCUGACUGUGAGCCAGGGCUACAAACCAUCAUCGAGAGCAACGAACGGUGCGGCAAGAUCAUGGAAGACUUCCAGGCUUGUCACAGCUGGGUUGAUCCACAAGCCUACUAUGAAGCCUGCGUCUUCGACGUCUGCGAGUACCAAGGCAGUCUGGAAAUGCUCUGUCAGACCUUGGAGGCCUACGUGCAAGCAUGUGCCGAACAGGGACUAGACUUGGGCGAUUGGAGAACACCAACAAUAUGUCCGCUGACAUGUCCAGUAAACAGCCACUACACCACCUGCGCGAGUGCCUGUCCCGCUACCUGCACCGACGUGGCGGCACCAAACCAGUGCAACCAUCCUUGUAAGGAGGCGUGUGAAUGUGACCUCGGCUUUGUCCUUAGCGGUGAAGUCUGCGUUCCACAGGAGCAGUGUGGUUGUCUGAAGGACGGCAUCUACUACCCGUUGGGCGCCGAAUGGAGCGAGGCCAACGGUCAGACUUGUAGCUGUCGGGGACAGAAUGAUAUCAGCUGUCAACAAGUGGUCUGCGAAGAUGGCUUCUUCUGGAACUUGGAAGACGGCACCUGGGACUGUCGCUGCUUACCUGACAGAGAUUGUGAUGGUGAACGUGGCCCAGUCGAAGCCAUUUGCGUCAGCUGGGGCGAUCCUCACUACAUCACCUUUGACGGAAAGAACAUGAAUUUCAUGGGCGCAUGCACCUACAUUCUCAGCAAGGCCAGCCGACAGAACGACCAACUUCCAGCCUUUGAGAUUCAGGCUACCAACGACAGAAGAGGCUCCGACCGUGUAUCUUACACAGAUAGCGCACUCAUCAACAUCUAUCAGCAUACUGUGAUCUUGGGACAAGGGCGCAUUGUGACGCUGAACGGCCUGCAGGUCACUCCUCCGGUCAACUUGGCACAAGGCAUCAACAUACAAUUGAGUGGACCCAACGUCGUGCUCAGCACUACCUUUGGACUCAGGGUGUCCUUCGACGGAAACCAUCGUCUAGAAGUCGUGGUACCACCAACCUACUUCAACACUACACAGGGCAUUUGUGGCAACUUCAACGGCGACAAAGCCGAUGACAUGCUCAAGUCGGACGGAAUCAUGGCUAUCGAUGCCAACGAGUGGGGCAAUAGUUGGAAGACCAACACAAGCUGUCCUGACGAGGUUCAAAUCGUCACGCCUGACUGUGAGCCAGGGCUACAAACCAUCAUCGAGAGCAACGAACGGUGCGGCAAGAUCAUGGAAGACUUCCAGGCUUGUCACAGCUGGGUUGAUCCACAAGCCUACUAUGAAGCCUGCGUCUUCGACGUCUGCGAGUACCAAGGCAGUCUGGAAAUGCUCUGUCAGACCUUGGAGGCCUACGUGCAAGCAUGUGCCGAACAGGGACUAGACUUGGGCGAUUGGAGAACACCAACAAUAUGUCCGCUGACAUGUCCAGUAAACAGCCACUACACCACCUGCGCGAGUGCCUGUCCCGCUACCUGCACCGACGUGGCGGCACCAAACCAGUGCAACCAUCCUUGUAAGGAGGCGUGUGAAUGUGACCUCGGCUUUGUCCUUAGCGGUGAAGUCUGCGUUCCACAGGAGCAGUGUGGUUGUCUGAAGGACGGCAUCUACUACCCGUUGGGCGCCGAAUGGAGCGAGGCCAACGGUCAGACUUGUAGCUGUCGGGGACAGAAUGAUAUCAGCUGUCAACAAGUGGUCUGCGAAGAUGGCUUCUUCUGGAACUUGGAAGACGGCACCUGGGACUGUCGCUGCUUACCUGACAGAGAUUGUGAUGGUGAACGUGGCCCAGUCGAAGCCAUUUGCGUCAGCUGGGGCGAUCCUCACUACAUCACCUUUGACGGAAAGAACAUGAAUUUCAUGGGCGCAUGCACCUACAUUCUCAGCAAGGCCAGCCGACAGAACGACCAACUUCCAGCCUUUGAGAUUCAGGCUACCAACGACAGAAGAGGCUCCGACCGUGUAUCUUACACAGAUAGCGCACUCAUCAACAUCUAUCAGUAUGCUGUGAUCUUGGGACAAGGGCGCAUUGUGACGCUGAACGGCCUGCAGGUCACUCCUCCGGUCAACCUGGCGCAAGGCAUCAACAUACAAUUGAGUGGACCCAACGUCGUGCUCAGCACUACCUUUGGACUCAGGGUGUCCUUCGACGGAAACCAUCGUCUAGAAGUCGUGGUACCACCAACCUACUUCAACACUACACAGGGCAUUUGUGGCAACUUCAACGGCGACAAAGCCGAUGACAUGCUCAAGUCGGACGGAAUCAUGGCUAUCGAUGCCAACGAGUGGGGCAAUAGCUGGAAGACCAACACAAGCUGUCCUGACGAGGUUCAAAUCGUCACGCCUGACUGUGAGCCAGGGCUACAAACCAUCAUCGAGAGCAACGAACGGUGCGGCAAGAUCAUGGAAGACUUCCAGGCUUGUCACAGCUGGGUUGAUCCACAAGCCUACUAUGAAGCCUGCGUCUUCGACGUCUGCGAGUACCAAGGCAGUCUGGAAAUGCUCUGUCAGACCUUGGAGGCCUACGUGCAAGCAUGUGCCGAACAGGGACUAGACUUGGGCGAUUGGAGAACACCAACAAUAUGUCCGCUGACAUGUCCAGUAAACAGCCACUACACCACCUGCGCGAGUGCCUGUCCCGCUACCUGCACCGACGUGGCGGCACCAAACCAGUGCAACCAUCCUUGCAAGGAGGCGUGUGAAUGUGACCUCGGCUUUGUCCUUAGCGGUGAAGUCUGCGUUCCACAGGAGCAGUGUGGUUGUCUGAAGGACGGCAUCUACUACCCGUUGGGCGCCGAAUGGAGCGAGGCCAACGGUCAGACUUGUAGCUGUCGGGGACAGAAUGAUAUCAGCUGUCAACAAGUGGUCUGCGAAGAUGGCUUCUUCUGGAACUUGGAAGACGGCACCUGGGACUGUCGCUGCUUACCUGACAGAGAUUGUGAUGGUGAACGUGGCCCAGUUGAAGCCAUUUGCGUCAGCUGGGGCGAUCCUCACUACAUCACCUUUGACGGAAAGAACAUGAAUUUCAUGGGCGCAUGCACCUACAUUCUCAGCAAGGCCAGCCGACAGAACGACCAACUUCCAGCCUUUGAGAUUCAGGCUACCAACGACAGAAGAGGCUCCGACCGUGUAUCUUACACAGAUAGCGCACUCAUCAACAUCUAUCAGCAUACUGUGAUCUUGGGACAAGGGCGCAUUGUGACGCUGAACGGCCUGCAGGUCACUCCUCCGGUCAACUUGGCACAAGGCAUCAACAUACAAUUGAGUGGACCCAACGUCGUGCUCAGCACUACCUUUGGACUCAGGGUGUCCUUCGACGGAAACCAUCGUCUAGAAGUCGUGGUACCACCAACCUACUUCAACACUACACAGGGCAUUUGUGGCAACUUCAACGGCGACAAAGCCGAUGACAUGCUCAAGUCGGACGGAAUCAUGGCUAUCGAUGCCAACGACUGGGGCAAUAGCUGGAAGACCAACACAAGCUGUCCUGACGAGGUUCAAAUCGUCACGCCUGACUGUGAGCCAGGGCUACAAACCAUCAUCGAGAGCAACGAACGGUGCGGCAAGAUCAUGGAAGACUUCCAGGCUUGUCACAGCUGGGUUGAUCCACAAGCCUACUAUGAAGCCUGCGUCUUCGACGUCUGCGAGUACCAAGGCAGUCUGGAAAUGCUCUGUCAGACCUUGGAGGCCUACGUGCAAGCAUGUGCCGAACAGGGACUAGACUUGGGCGAUUGGAGAACACCAACAAUAUGUCCGCUGACAUGUCCAGUAAACAGCCACUGCACCACCUGCGCGAGUGCCUGUCCCGCUACCUGCACCGACGUGGCGGCACCAAACCAGUGCAACCAUCCUUGUAAGGAGGCGUGUGAAUGUGACCUCGGCUUUGUCCUUAGCGGUGAAGUCUGCGUUCCACAGGGGCAGUGUGGUUGUCUGAAGGACGGCAUCUACUACCCGUUGGGCGCCGAAUGGAGCGAGGCCAACGGUCAGACUUGUAGCUGUCGGGGACAGAAUGAUAUCAGCUGUCAACAAGUAGUCUGCGAAGAUGGCUUCUUCUGGAACUUGGAAGACGGCACCUGGGACUGUCGCUGCUUACCUGACAGAGAUUGUGAUGGUGAACGUGGCCCAGUCGAAGCCAUUUGCGUCAGCUGGGGCGAUCCUCACUACAUCACCUUUGACGGAAAGAACAUGAAUUUCAUGGGCGCAUGCACCUACAUUCUCAGCAAGGCCAGCCGACAGAACGACCAACUUCCAGCCUUUGAGAUUCAGGCUACCAACGACAGAAGAGGCUCCGACCGUGUAUCUUACACAGAUAGCGCACUCAUCAACAUCUAUCAGCAUACUGUGAUCUUGGGACAAGGGCGCAUUGUGACGCUGAACGGCCUGCAGGUCACUCCUCCGGUCAACUUGGCACAAGGCAUCAACAUACAAUUGAGUGGACCCAACGUCGUGCUCAGCACUACCUUUGGACUCAGGGUGUCCUUCGACGGAAACCAUCGUCUAGAAGUCGUGGUACCACCAACCUACUUCAACACUACACAGGGCAUUUGUGGCAACUUCAACGGCGACAAAGCCGAUGACAUGCUCAAGUCGGACGGAAUCAUGGCUAUCGAUGCCAACGAAUGGGGCAAUAGCUGGAAGACCAACACAAGCUGUCCUGACGAGGUUCAAAUCGUCACGCCUGACUGUGAGCCAGGGCUACAAACCAUCAUCGAGAGCAACGAACGGUGCGGCAAGAUCAUGGAAGACUUCCAGGCUUGUCACAGCUGGGUUGAUCCACAAGCCUACUAUGAAGCCUGCGUCUUCGACGUCUGCGAGUACCAAGGCAGUCUGGAAAUGCUCUGUCAGACCUUGGAGGCCUACGUGCAAGCAUGUGCCGAACAGGGACUAGACUUGGGCAAUUGGAGAACACCAACAGUAUGCCCGCUGGCAUGUCCAAUAAACAGUCACUACACCAGCUGUGCAAGUGCCUGUCCGGCUACCUGCACCGAUGUGGCGGCACCAAACCAGUGUAAUCAUCCUUGUAAGGAGGCCUGUGAAUGUGACCUUGGCUUCGUCCUUAGCGGUGAAGUCUGCGUUCCGCAGGAGCAGUGUGGUUGUCUGAAGGACGGCAUCUACUACCCGUUGGGCGCCGAAUGGAGCGAGGCCAACGGUCAGACUUGUAGCUGUCGUGGACAGAAUGAUAUCAGCUGUCAACAAGUGGUCUGCGAAGAUGGCUUCUUCUGGAACUUGGAAGACGGCACCUGGGACUGUCGCUGUCUACCUGAUAGAGAUUGUGAUGGUGAGCGUGGCCCAGUCGAAGCCAUUUGCGUCAGCUGGGGCGAUCCUCACUACCUCACCUUUGACGGAAAGAACUUGAACUACCAGGGUGCGUGCACCUACAUCCUCAGCAAGGCCAGUCGACAGAACGACCAACUUCCAGCCUUUGAGAUUCAGGCUACCAACGACAGAAGAGGCUCCGACCGUGUAUCUUACACAGACAGCGCACGCAUCAACAUCUAUCAACAUAGUGUGGUCUUGGGACAAGGGCGCGCCGUGACGCUGAACGGCCUGCAGGUCACUCCUCCGGUCAACUUGGCGCAAGGCAUCAACAUACAAUUGAGUGGACCCAAUGUCGUGCUCAGCACUACCUUUGGACUCAGAGUGUCCUUCGACGGAAACCAUCGCCUAGAAGUCGUGGUACCACCAACCUACUUCAACACUACACAGGGCAUCUGUGGCAACUUCAACGGCGACCAAACCGAUGACAUGCUCAAGUCGGACGGAAGCAUGGCUAUCGAUGCCGUCGAGUGGGGCAAUAGCUGGAAGACCAACACAAGCUGCCCUGACGAGGUUGUAGACGUCGUGCCUGACUGUGACUCUGGGCUACAAACUAUCAUCGAGAGCGACCAACGGUGUGGCAAGAUCAUGGAAGACUUCCAGGCUUGUCACAGCUGGGUUGAUCCACAAGCUUACUAUGAUGCCUGUGUUUACGACGUCUGCGAGUACCAAGGCAGUCUGGAAAUUCUCUGUCAGACCUUGGAGGCUUACGUGCAAGCAUGCGCCGAACAGGGAGUAGACUUGGGCGAUUGGAGAACACCAACAAUAUGCCCGCUGGCAUGCCCAAUAAACAGUCACUACACCACCUGUGCAAGUGCCUGCCCGGCUACCUGCACCGACGUGGCGGCACCAAACCAGUGCAACCAUCCUUGUAAGGAGGCGUGUGAAUGUGACCUUGGCUUUGUCCUCAGCGGUGAAGUCUGCGUCCCAUAUGAGCAAUGCGGUUGUGUGAAGGAUGGAUUCUAUCAUCCAGUUGGAGAAGAAUGGGGCGAUGUGAAUGGCGAGGUCUGUACUUGCCGUGGCAAGGAUGACAUCCAGUGUCAAGACGUCACUUGUGAUGAGGGAUUCUUCUGGUCCUUACAGGACGGCCGAUGGGAUUGUUACUGCUUGCCUGACAGGAAUUGUACUGAAGAUGAAACCUUAGUGGAGGAAGGCAUUUGCGUCAGCUGGGGCGAUCCUCACUACUUAACCUUCGACGGAAGGAACUUGAACUACCAGGGUGCAUGUACGUACAUACUUGCCAGGGCUGAGCAACAGACGGAUGUCCUUCCAGCCUUUGAGAUUCAGGCUACCAACGACAGAAGAGGCUCCGACCGUGUAUCAUACACAGACAGCGCACGCAUAACCGUCUUCAGACAUACUGUGAUCUUGGGACAAUCAAGAGUUGUGACGGUAAAUGUGCUUUAA
Messenger RNA from Branchiostoma floridae (Florida lancelet), 20358 nucleotides. RefSeq names its product IgGFc-binding protein-like. Gene Ontology annotation, molecular function: protein binding. Bases 232 to 20358 code for a protein of 6708 amino acids. The transcript is spliced from 88 exons. NCBI's taxonomy places the organism in Eukaryota, Metazoa, Chordata, Leptocardii, Amphioxiformes, Branchiostomatidae. The record is from RefSeq and is a predicted model, not a curated record.